CAGCAGUGUCUUGCUGUGAUCCUGUGACACUACAAUCCUAGACUCCUAGUUCCUGUCUUAUUUUAGCAUGAGUUCAUAACUUCAUGACUGUCUGAGUCACUAUCAAGUAUCAACCUACCUCUUACUAGUUUAAUAUCAAUAUACACCAAAUAGCUUUUAUCUCUGCCUCGUAGAUUCUACGAAGAUAUAAAACCAAUACUUUUACUCUUCAUUAAGAUCACCAUCUUGCGACAAUUAGACUGACACCGCCCACCAAUCCUUGGCAGUCAUCAUUCAACGCAGCAAAACAGUUCCAUGAUCAUGAUUAGUCAUACAAAUCAAUAUAGUUAACUAGUUAUCUAUCUAAUCUCAAAAAACUUUCCUCCGACAUCCAGAUUUACCAACAGGUGUGAUCACACCCACUAAAAAAUGCCCUUAAGUUAUAAUGGCAAUGACGCCUUCUCAUUGCCACUUGCAAAGAGACAGAAAACAGACACAGGCAGUACUGCUUGUAGAGUUCCACAAGAUACUGGGUCUAAGAUUUUUUCGCCUUUUCGGACGCUUGGGUUGGUUUCGCCAACCGCUGUCCCCUUUACAUACGCUCGGCUUGGAAAAGUUACUUUUCAAAUAACAACAUCCGUCGGCCGCUGUCUUCAUACCUAUGACCUACGUCAAGGGCUCAAGUUAGUAUUUAUUAGUCGCCCGCAAACCCCGCGAGAUAUUACCGCCACAUUCGCGUGGCAAGAUAAAGUAUUCGCAGCCUGGGGGGACGCAGCGCCAGGAGCUCCUAGCGGCAUCUGGGUUUUCAAGCGCGGGAAGAAAAUUGCAUCACUGGAAAUCCUGGCCGACAUUCCUGAGCCGAUUGAACAUCUGGUUGUUUUCGGCUCGUGGAUUGUCGGAUGCUGUGGAAACUCGAUCACAGUGUGGAAAAAUGGAACAUAUGAGUAUUAUACAUCGCUUACUCUUACACGCUCCAGCGGGACCUCCCGCCAACCCGCCUAUGCGACUCGAAUCUGCAAUGUCCCAACUUAUCUUAAUAAAGUUUUCAUUGGAAAAUCCGAUGGGGCUGUUGAUAUCUGGAAUUUAAAGACCGGGAAACUUAUUCACACCAUUCUCCCAGCCUUCCCCAGCGCGGGGCCAGUUACCGUGCUUCGACCAAGCCCCGUGCUUUCAGUUAUCGCAAUCGCCUAUGGAAGCGGAUCAAUCGUGAUACAAAAUGUGGAAACCAGUCAAAUAAUUUUUUCAUUCCAACCGCAAACGUCUCAUGCCCGAGCCAUAACGUGUAUCGCCUUUCGGAGCGAUGGUGCCGGAGCGGGAGAAGACGGUCGUGAGGCUGGGGUGAUGGCAACCUCCUGUGUGGAUAGUGGAGAUAUUACACUAUGGGAUUUGAAUGACGGUGGCCGUGUAACGGGUGUCCUUCGCGAGGCUCAUAAAGAUCCAGGAGACAGCACGGGCUCGGGCAUAAACCACAUGGAGUUCCUAGAUGGCCAACCAGUAAUUGUCUCCACGGGGAAGGAUAAUUCACUUAGAACUUGGAUUAUCGAUGAGUCUCCGUUUUCCCCGAUUCCGAGACCUCUACACUCCAGACGGGGCCAUUCGGAUGCCAUAACUACCAUCUCGUUUCUACCACCAUCCACCGACGGCUCAGAAUCAACAGCGAAAUGGCUACUGAGCGCUGGCAAAGAUAGCAGCUUGUGGGGAUUCAGCUUACGAAAAGACAGCCAAAGCACCGAGGUAUCUCAAGGCUCUGUGAAUCAAAGGGCUAGAAAAAGGGGCCAAUCCCUGUCAAACCAGACGAAUCUUAGGGCGCCUGAAAUUACUUGUAUUGCAUGCUCCCUUAAUCGGGACGGUGGAAUGGGUGUCACGGCAUCAGGCCCUGUUUGGUCGAACCCAACAGCUACCGGCACGAUGUCGUCGAAUAGGACUGGAUGGGAGAGUAUAAUAACGGGCCACCGUGGAGACAAGUAUGCUAGGACCUGGUUUUGGGGUAAGAAGAAGGCUGGACGCUGGGUAUUUGAGACUGGUGAUGGGACUGAUGUUAAGAGUGUCGCUAUAUCCCAGUGUGGUACUUUUGCAGUGAUUGGAUCUGCAGGAGGUUCCAUCAGCCUGUUCAAUAUGCAGUCUGGGCAACAUCGGCAAAGCUAUCCUCGAAACGUUAACAACAAAUUGGGUAAUGAAGGCGUCGGUCCGGUGUCCCAAACAAAUAUUUCUGCAAUGCAUACAAAGGCUGUCACUGGCCUGGCAAUUGAUAGUCUAAAUCGGACAAUUGUCAGUUGUGAUCUUAACGGCAAGGUCAAGUUUUGGGAUUUCAAGUCUGGUUUGCUCCUUAGUGAGCUUGACUGGUAUCCGAUGACGGCCAUUACAGCUCUGCGAUAUAGCAACACAAGCGACCUGGUUGCAUUUAGCUGCGAUGAUCUUUCAAUACGUGUUGUUGAUGUGGAAACAAGAAAGGUAAUCCGUGAACUCUGGGGUUGCGCAGGACAGAUCAAUGACUUGACUUUCUCUGGCGAUGGGCGGUGGAUAAUUGCUGCUUCUAUGGACUCCAUUAUUCGGGUGUGGGACUUGCCGACUGGCCAUCUCAUCGACCUUUUCCGCGUAACCAGUACGUGCACCUCGCUGACUAUGUCUCCCACUGGAGACUUUCUAGCCACGGCGCAUGCAAAUGGUGUAGGAAUCGGCCUCUGGUCGAAUAAAAACUUGUUUAUGCCAGUGUCCACAAGAAAUCUUCAGGUAGAUAAUUUGUCGGAUACUGGCCUCCCUACCUCAUCGGGCGAGGGAGGUGUCGGGAUCAUUGAAGCAGCCUUCACGAAAGAUUGCGAAGAAACCAACCACGACGGCCCGGUCCUAUCUACGGAGCAGCUCACUCAAGAGCUGUUAACGCUUAGCGUUGUCCCCAGAAAUAAGUGGCAGACCUUGGUUCACAUGGAUUUGAUCAAGGAGCGGAAUAUGCCCAAGGAACCGCCGAAAGUGCCCGAGAGAGCCCCGUUCUUUCUUCCUACGCCCCCAACUAACGGUGCAGUUGGUAACAACAUCAAUGCACAAUUACCAGGGGACCUGACACCAGCGGAGCCUUCACGCAUUGCCAAAGUCCAGCUUUCUAAAAGUACAACUCAGGGCUCUCGGCUCGCAUCAAUUUUACAAGCAGGCUAUCUGUCUGGGAACUUCGACUCCUUCUUUUCCGAGCUGAAAUCAUUGACCCCAGCGAAACUGGAAGUGGGGAUGAGGUCUUUAAGUCCACAAGUAAAAGGGGACCAGUCUGAACUGUCAACCUUCAUUCUGGCAUUGUCUGACCGCCUCGCUUCGAAGAAAGAUUUUGAACUCGUCAAUGCCUGGAUGGCAGCGUUUUUAAGGAUACAUUCUGAUGUUAUCGCAGCGUGCUCCGAGUCGAGCGAGAGUACCGAGAAUACGCUGAAAAGCGCCCUUGGUGUUUGGAGUCGGAUCCAACGGACAGAAAUCCAGCGCCUGGCAGGUCUUGUAAGCUACUGCCGGGGUGUUGUUGGGUUCCUCAGGUCCACUCGGUAGAGAAGGCCGUUUGUGCUUAAGUGCUUUACGAAGGUUCCUAGAGGCCCUUUCAUGUCAUUGAACUCAAUAUACCAUGCGCUUUCAUUGCUCCUGUAAUAAUUCAUAUAAGUUGGACACAGUUUUGAGUGACUGCACAGGCCUCCUGAUAGCGUUUGCAAGAAAUGGAGAUGUUUGAACGUUGUCUAUCGCGGCCCCAUUGCCAUUGUCUGAGCAUUCCAACUGGAUAUUUUGCGCCAGGGACUCAAACAUAUCUGACAGUUGGGUAGUUGUAAUAUCAACACUACACAUUUCUGUGCGUUGGUGGACAGGAUCCAUUAUGAUAUGUAAGGGUGGAAGGCCCUUCAAAAUAGCCUCCAACCCCCCCGCCACUGUACCCAUAGAAUUUGAGAGUUCAAGAACCUGCUUCAAAACCCGUAAGGAGUAUAAAAUAGAAUAUAUCUGUGCUGAUAGGUGAAUGUCUGCCCAU
Aspergillus versicolor CBS 583.65 is the source of this 3967-nucleotide messenger RNA. Its product is annotated as rRNA-processing protein UTP21. The coding region runs from base 409 to 3501 and encodes 1030 amino acids. Gene Ontology annotation, cellular component: small-subunit processome; Pwp2p-containing subcomplex of 90S preribosome. Gene Ontology annotation, biological process: rRNA processing. Lineage: Eukaryota; Fungi; Ascomycota; Eurotiomycetes; Eurotiales; Aspergillaceae. The record is from RefSeq and is a predicted model, not a curated record. The transcript has 5 exons. Gene Ontology annotation, molecular function: protein binding.